AUGAACUCGCUGAUUCUGCGUCUAUGCAACCUGCGACUACUGACCGUCUCUGUGCCUGUGCUGCGAAUCGGACGCUCGUCGAUGUUCCCACUAUAUUUCAGUUUGCACAACUCCAGAAGGUAUUUUGGCGGCGGAACAGAGAAAAAUGCCCCUGAUUUGGGCAAAGACAAGUUGGGCGUCAAGUCUUGCACCGUGCUUAAAAGUAGGACCGUCCCGGAGUACGUGGGGCUGCCCCAUCUGAAGCUCCACAAUGUGAUCUGGAGAAACACAUUGCAGAACAUCUAUGUGGUGAAGAAGCCCUGGAACCCCAAGGCGACGCAGGCGUUGUUGGAGUUUGUCAAAUAUAUUCACACAGACUAUCCGGGGCUCAAUGUGAUGGUUUCGGCAGAGGUGGCAGAGGAGUUGCAGAGUAGCGAAGACGUCAGGGAUAAGUUGACGGUGUACACGGGAACAGCAAACGAAAUCGUCCAGAAGACGGACUUGAUCGUCACCUUGGGAGGCGACGGCACCACGUUGCGCGCCGUGUCGGCAUUUCUGAAUGGGUUUGUGCCUCCGGUACUCUCUUUUGCCAUGGGAACGCUUGGCUUUUUGCUUCCGUUCGACUUUGCGGGGUUCAAAGAAACUUUCCAGUCUGUUUUCCAGUCGCGGAGCAAGGCCCUUCACCGUAAGAGGCUUGAGUGCCAUGUAGUGAGAAACGCCCAAGACAACGAACAACUCGAGCAAGAAGGCGAAGGUGGAAACAAUAUGGUGUUCGCCAUGAACGACAUAUCCUUGCAUCGUGGUUCUCAUCCCAAUUUGAUCCAACUUGACAUAUUUAUUGACAGCGAGUUCCUCACCACCACCACGGCAGAUGGUGUCGUGUUCGCGUCUCCUACGGGGUCCACUGCCUACUCGCUUUCUGCGGGAGGCUCCAUUGUACAUCCAUUGGUUCCAUGCAUCAUUCUAACGCCUGUUUGUCCGAGGUCUUUAUCGUUCCGGCCCCUUGUUCUUCCCUCCACCUCGCACAUCAUGGUGAAGCUUUCUGAGGGUAAUAGAAACCAGGUGAUCAAAAUGAAUAUUGAUGGUAUUCCCCAAUCGGAUUUGAGGCCCGGAGAUGAAAUUCACGUUGUCAAUGAAAACGGCACCAUCUACAUUCCUGGAUCGCACAAGCCUCCGCAGACGCUUGAGUCCAGACAGGGUUUCGACGAGUACAUUGAGCCCGGCUCCAAUUACAAUACAUCUGAUGCCAUGGCCGGAACACCCAAGGGAAUUUUUUGCAUAGCCAAGACGGAGAACGACUGGACCAAGGGUAUCAACGAACUAUUAGGGUUCAACAGUUCGUUCGGCGCCAUGAAGAGUCUCAAACAAGCCAAAAAGCAAUGA
Messenger RNA from Australozyma saopauloensis, 1362 nucleotides. It is a transcript of the gene POS5, whose product is annotated as NADH kinase. NCBI's taxonomy places the organism in Eukaryota, Fungi, Ascomycota, Pichiomycetes, Serinales, Metschnikowiaceae. Gene Ontology annotation, molecular function: NAD+ kinase activity. The record is from RefSeq and is a predicted model, not a curated record. The coding region runs from base 1 to 1362 and encodes 453 amino acids. The transcript has a single exon. Gene Ontology annotation, biological process: NAD+ metabolic process; NADP+ biosynthetic process.